Molecule: messenger RNA, 3441 nt
Organism: Boleophthalmus pectinirostris (great blue-spotted mudskipper)
Lineage: Eukaryota; Metazoa; Chordata; Actinopteri; Gobiiformes; Gobiidae
Gene: parp2
Product: poly (ADP-ribose) polymerase 2
Exons: 17
Coding region: 67-2031 (654 amino acids)
Molecular function (GO): NAD+ poly-ADP-ribosyltransferase activity; zinc ion binding
Source: RefSeq, a predicted model, not a curated record
UUUCUCCGUCUUUUUCUCUCCUUUUUCUCCAUAAAUUUGUCCAAAAACGGACUCUUUUAAUCCAUCAUGAGGCGAUCAAGAAGUACAAGAAAUAAGAGCCAGAACAGCGCCAGUCAAAAUGGUGAAGGCGAGUCCAAAACAGUAUGGCAGUGGAAGGGGGAUGAGGACCAGUGGGAGCCGUACCCUGAGUCUGUUUGCAGAGAGCUGGACUCGGCUCUGGCUUCAGGAAAAACAUCGUUCACUUUGAGUCUGGAGUCUGGGAGAGAAUACGACAUGGACCUGAAAAAGAUGUUACAAAUCAAUCCGGUCACGAAAUACAAGAGAAAGAUCCGUGCACAGACGUUGAAAACAGAAAUCAAGAAUGAAGGAUUAGAAAGCAGUGACGUUGCUAAUGGACUCGACGCGGAAAUUAAAGAAGAAGAGGAAGAGACAGAGGAACCACCGGCUCCAAAGAAACGUAGAGGACCCAACAAAAGUCAAAUGAAAACUAAUUCUGCCCCCAAAGAAGAAGUCAAGGUCGAAGAAACAGUGAAGACGGUGGUAAUGAAGGGGAAGGCUCCUGUGGACUCUGAAUGCAAAGCCAAACUCGGAAAGGCUCAUGUUUACUGUGAAGGAAAAGAUGUUUACGACGUCAUGUUAAAUCAGACAAAUGUACAAUUCAACAACAACAAAUACUACCUGAUUCAACUUUUGGAAGAUGACAAUUCAAAAUCUUACAGCGUUUGGAUGAGAUGGGGGCGAGUUGGAAAAGUUGGUCAGAACAACCUGAUAUCGUGUGGAGGAGACCUGCUUAAAGCUAAAGAUGUGUUCAAGAAAAAAUUUUUCGACAAAACCAAAUACAACUGGGACCAGAACAGAGCGUAUUUUGAGAAAGUGCCUGGAAAAUAUGACCUUGUGUUUAUGGACUACAGCACCAAUGACAAGGAGGAGAAUAAAACAGAGCUGGACACUGCGGCGGUGAAGAAGCCGUCAUCUUUGGACAGUAAAAUCCAGUCUCUGUUGGAGCUGAUCUGUGACCUGAAGGCCAUGGAGGAGUGUGUGCUGGAGAUGAAGUUUGACACUCGCAAAGCUCCUCUGGGUAAACUGACCACAGAGCAGAUUCGAGCUGGAUACGCUGCGCUGAAGAAAAUCGAGGAGUGUUUGAAAAAGAAAGGAGGAAAUCGAGAGCUUCUGGAAGCCUGUAACCAAUUCUACACACGCAUCCCCCAUGAUUUUGGGUUAAAGACGCCUCCCAUCAUCCGCACAGAGGAGGAACUGAAGCAAAAGAUUGAACUUUUAGAGGCUCUGAGUGACAUCCAGAUCGCGGUGAAGAUGGUUCAGUCGAGUGGAGACAGUAAUGAGCAUCCUCUGGACCGUCAGUACAGGUCUUUGCAUUGUGGUCUGCAGCCACUGGACCCCAACGCAAAUGAAUACAAGGUGAUAGAGCGUUACCUGCAGACAACACACGCCUCCACACACAAAGACUACACCAUGACCAUCCUGGACAUUUUCUCUGUUGAUCGAGAAGGAGAGAGCGAGCACUUUCUCAAAGACCUACACAACAGGACCCUGUUGUGGCACGGCUCUCGUUUGUCUAACUGGGUCGGGAUUCUCAGUAAAGGGCUCAGGAUCGCUCCACCAGAAGCUCCUUUCACUGGAUACAUGUUUGGUAAAGGGAUCUACUUCGCCGAUAUGUCGUCCAAAAGUGCAAACUACUGCUUUGCAAAUCAGCAGAAUAAUAAUGAAGGACUGCUGCUGCUCUGUGAGGUUGCCCUUGGCGACAGUCACGAGCUGAUAGACGCUGAUUAUGAAGCGGACAAACUUCCUCCAGGAAAACACAGCACCAAAGGCCUGGGCAAGACCGGACCUGACCCCAAGAACGCAGUCACUCUAGAUGGUAUGACAGUCCCGAUGGGUCCUGGCGUCUCCACUGGAGCUGUGAAUACUAAAGGUUAUUCUCUCCUUUACAAUGAGUUCAUCGUCUAUAACCCAGCUCAGGCCAGAAUGAGGUACCUGCUCAGAAUUAAGUUCAACUACUCUUCUCUCUGGUGAAACUGAGGACCAAGGAACAAAUCAAAAACAUGUACACAUACUUAGACAGUUUGCAUUGGACAAAACUCUGUUGGGACUCCCUGAAUUUUCUGCAUUUCGUCCAGGGGCGGGACUUAGCUUUCCACAUCAAUCAAGGGUAACGAACUGCUUUCCAUGGAGAGUGAAUUAAUUUUUUUAUCUGCAGAUGUGAUUACAGCAAAUAUUGAAGGUCCUAUAUUGUGCAAAACUGACUCUUUGGAGCUUUAAGCCAUGUUAAAACAUUAUUACCUUCUCAAAAAGAUACUUGGAGUUGUGUUUUGUUUGAAUAAUCCUUUAUUAUUAAUCAUUGUCUACAUCUACAAAGCUCAAAAUCGUCUUUUGCACCUUGUGUUGUCAUGAAGCGGUAAUUUUCAAGUUAACAGCUACUUUUUACCUUUGGUUCAGUAGAUAUUGGCAAUUCCAGGUCUGAAAUCAUCUAAAUUACUUCACAAGGUGGAACAGUUUGAGGGAAGAACUCAGCCUAAAUCUGCAGGGUUUGUGUAUUAAUCAUUUGUGAAUGAAAAAAACACAACUCCAGGUCCAGGUUUGUGAUGAGGAAACCACAUUAUAAUGUCAUAUGGUCCUUUAACGCUCAGUAACAUUGACGCCAUUUUUGUAGUCCAUUAAAUAGAGUUAACUAAUACUUUUAUUUAUUUAUUUAUUUUUUUCGCCUAAAAAAUUGCUGUUCACUUGUGUUAAGACCCUGGUAGCAAAACUGUCUCAGCUCCUCACUAACCCGCUCCUCACCCUAACCUUCACCUAACUGUGACAAAAAUAUAUAGACAAAAAUCAACUUUAGAAAGCAUAAACGCUAAUAGUCUGCAAAUUAUCUGCAUCAACUGGAAAUAAAAGAAAAUGUGGAUGUGUUUUUGGUACAAUAUUAGGUCUAAAUUUGCUUUGUCAAAAAGUCAGGUUUUUUGGCUGUAUGGGUGAACAGGAAACCACUGUUUAAAAUGGAGUUGCCAUAGUUACAGUAGAACAUUAAGUCCCAGUCCUGAACAAAAUGCCGAACUUUUAGGGAGCCCCAAAACCAAUUAGAAUUCAAUAGCAAAACAUAAACGAUGUGUCAUUUUACCAGACGACGUCCUAUUCAUUGCCAUUUUAAAAAUGGACAACAUUUUGCACUAUUCUCACAUAUCAUGCCUUUUUAAACUGUAGCUUUGUGUCAAUUUAAAUGUUGUUUACUGGUAAAACUAAUUAAAACACUGCAUUUUAUUAUUUUGGUGAUUUCUCUGUUAUUAAAAUGGUUCAAAUCAUCAUUUGCGAUGCUUUGGGCGUUGCAAUAUUGUAUGUCUUGUGCCAGUGUUUUAAAAUGAAGACAUGUUUGUAAUCUUAUUUGGUGCUUGCCGUAGCUCUAUACAGUCAAUAAAACAUAAAUAAAUGACAGUGUUA